UUCUUCAUAUGCUAGCCUUAGCUUGAGUUAGACCAAAGUAAGUUCAAGUUCUAGUUUAUUCUCUCUCAAUGGCACUUGCCAAGGACCGUAUGGAUUCGGUUCAAACUUGCGCCCUUUAUGGAAAUGUGAUGGGGCGCACUUGCGCCCUUUAUGGAAAUGUGAUGGGGGAUCUUUCCUCCUUGGGGCCUAAUUAUGGAUUUGAUGAAGAGGGAGAUAGGAACUUUGAGAAAAAUAGUGGGCUUAUGAUCAAGAAUUUAGCUAUGAGCCCUUCUCCUCCUCCUCUUGGCAGUCCAAGCAGUGCAAAUUCUGGUGAACUAGUGUUUCAGGCUACUGACAAUCAAGUUGAAGAAGCUCAUUCUCUGAUCAACUUCAAAGGUACCGGAUUUGAUAGUAUCAUGCAUGCUAAUGGAUCUUUGAUUAGCUUUGAGCAAAGUAAUAGGGUUUCUCAAACUAGUAGUCACAAAGAUGACUACUCUGCUUGGGAGGGUAAUUUGAGUUGCAAUUACCAGUGGAACCAAAUCAAUCCAAAAUGUAACGCAAAUCCUCGGUUGAUGGAAGAUCUUAAUUGCUAUCAAAGUGCAAGCAACUUCAACUCCAUAACCAACAGUGCUGAAAAGGAAAACCAUGGUGAUUGGUUAUACACUCAUGAAUCCACAAUUGUUACUGAUAGCAUUCCCGAUUCUGCAACACCAGAUGCCAGCAGCUUCCAUAAGCGUCCCAAUAUGGGAGAGAGCAUGCAGGCUCUGAAGAGGCAACGCGACAUUGCCACAAAAAAGCAGAAACCCAAGUCUGCUGGUCCAGCUAAGGAUCCACAAAGUAUUGCUGCCAAGAAUCGACGAGAGCGGAUUAGCGAGCGCCUUAAGAUGUUGCAGGAUUUAGUCCCAAACGGCUCCAAGGUUGAUUUGGUUACUAUGCUAGAGAAAGCCAUUAGUUAUGUUAAGUUUCUUCAAUUGCAAGUAAAGGUGUUGGCCACUGAUGAAUUCUGGCCAGUUCAAGGUGGUAAAGCUCCUGAUAUUUCUCAAGUAAAGGGAGCCAUUGAUGCCAUACUCUCAUCUCAGACUAAAGACAGAAAUUCAAACUCAAGCACAAAGUGAUCGGUCCAAGAAAAUCCAAGAAGAAAAAAGAGAAGUGAUUUCCAUGUGAUUAUAUCAUGUGAAAACAGUUACUUCACAGGCAAAGAAAAAUCUUUGUUUUGGAAAUAGGCAACGCUGGAUCUUGUAGCAAAUACUUCGUUUGUUUUCAUGUGGAGAUCUUGUAGAGUUGUAAUCAAAUCUUAUUUUCAUGAUCAUGUAAUGAAAACUGUGACUGCAACCUUGUCCCAGUUUCUAAA
Messenger RNA from Populus euphratica (Euphrates poplar), 1330 nucleotides. Its product is annotated as putative transcription factor bHLH086. Gene Ontology annotation, molecular function: DNA-binding transcription factor activity; protein dimerization activity. The record is from RefSeq and is a predicted model, not a curated record. Gene Ontology annotation, biological process: regulation of DNA-templated transcription. NCBI's taxonomy places the organism in Eukaryota, Viridiplantae, Streptophyta, Magnoliopsida, Malpighiales, Salicaceae. Bases 69 to 1094 code for a protein of 341 amino acids. The transcript has 5 exons.